AUGAAGGGUCUCGGUAUUUUUUCGCCGUUUUCAGCCACAUCUGGCUGCAUUCUUUCGGCGCCAGGAUAUGAUGAAUUCUGUGGCAAUGGAAGUCCUCGGAUUAAUGUAGAUAACAAGACACUUUUGCUACUAGGUUUCGAGAUAAAGGAACGAACGGAAAGUACGAACAACCCAUUCGAACUACGUUUCGAUGCCAACACCAACUACAACACAUUUGGAAAUGAUAACAUUUUCUCCAAUUUGAAUGAUGAUUUAGGUGGAUACGACAAUCUUAGCAGUGGAGUCGGUAUCGCCGAUUUCACGACUUAUCACUCCGUAGAUCUUCAGGUACCCGAAGGCAAUCUGUCGGCAUUAGUGUGGAUAGAAUGUGGAGGCAGCAACGGUAUAAUUGCUGUUGGUACUACCACAGGUGACCUGUACCUUUUCGACGGCAAGGCAAUCGUCGAGGGUGACGCAGCACAUCUGAUAUCUAAGACUAAAGUCUGCAAUAUACCGAUCAAAUGUCUGAGCUACAAUGCAAAGACGAACGUGUUGGGUGUGGCUGGUUUAGAUGGUCAAAUAUCUGUCUGUGAUCUAGCAAACCCCAAUGAACCAAAGGUGAUUGACACAAGUUACGGAAAGUGGAGAGUGGGCCUUGUAACCGGUCUGAGCUGGAAUCACCGUUUGGGUCAUAUUCUAGCCACCUCAGGUUCUUCAAUAGGCCCCUCUGGUGCGGUAUCGCCUUCGGACUCGAGUGGUCUCGUAGUAUGGGAUCUUAAGGCGAGAAAACCUGCAUCAAGCUUCAGAGACCCUUCCGGUCGUACGAACCCCAUUGCUGUCGAGUGGAUGCCGGAACAGAUGACGCAACUCAUUGUGGGUUAUGGAGACGACAGGUCGCCUGCACUGCAACUCUGGGAUCUACGCAACUGCUCCGUGCCAUUGAAGGAGGUUCGCGGUCAUACCAUGGGUCUUACUGGCCUUGCUUUAUGCCCUCAGGAUCCAAAUUUGUUACUUACUAGCGGAAGAGACGAUCACACCAGAUGCUGGACAUUGGAUAAUGUUAGGGGACCGUUCCACGCAAUAUCUAGCAUGCAAACAGGCGCCCUGAGCCAUCAUAAACGAGUACAAUGGCACCCACAAGUACCUGGGCUAUUCUUGGCGCAGGACACAGACGAUGACCUCUCUGUGCAUAACGCCAUGUGUAUGUCCCAAACCGAGUCCUACAUGCCGGCUUGGGUACGUCGCACCUCUGGCGUUGUAUCGGGUUUCGCUGGUGCCGUUACCACCUGGAACGCCGCCGGUUCGAUAAAGCAGUUUAUGCUCAGUAGCCACCUUGAUGAUGAGACAACAAAAGCAUUAGAUGACUCUCUCGAAGUUUUCUGCGAACUUGCUGAUUCCAGAAACUUCGGUGCCGUUUGCGAGGAACGAGUAGCCUCGGCAAACAGCGAAUUCGACAAGCUAACAUGGAGCGUGAUGGCAGCCCUGUACAAGGGCGAUCCUUCGGCGCUGGUCAGCACUUUGGGAUAUGAACUACCUCAGAUCCAAUCGGACGAGAGUAAUCUUGAGUAUUCGGAAGAUGAGGGUUCAGUAGCGCCACCUGGACCUCCAAGAGACGGUUUGCGUGAGCCUUUUGGUCAUGAUUUGAUGAAUGAUGAUGACGGAGAGGCAUUUUUCAAUUCGUUGUGCAACAAAGGUGAGGAGAACUCAGUUAAUAUUCUCGGCCAGUCGCCAGUGCCCAAUAUUCAAGAAGGGUCUGCCCAGGAAAAUGAAACGCAAGAAACUCUGACCGCGUCUCCAGCGGACACACCUAAGUCUUCCGGCCUUGAAUGGGGUGAAAAUGAUUUGUGUUCACGAGUGAUAGUAGGGGACUAUGAAGGGGCCGCGAAAUUGUGCUUGGAAAAUGAUAGACCUACCGAGGCACUCUUUUUGGCAUAUGCAGGCGGACUGGAUCUCUGGCUUAAGGUCUCUGAUGAAAUUACACAACGUGCUAACAACCCUCUGCUACGUACGUUGCACCUAGUGAUGAAGGGCGAGACUCAAGCUAUUGUGGAGCAAUGCCCACUUGAUAACUGGCGUGAACAGCUCGUUUACAUCAUCACCACUACAAUGGAUGAUCGCACAACAUUCAACGAAUUGUGCAACGUCCUCGGUAACCGACUGUAUGCAUCAUUCCAACAUGGUCAAAAGGAUCAUCUCCUACCCGCAUCGAUAUUCUUCAUGUGCAGCGGCGAUGUGUCGCGUGUGGUUGACGCGUGGGAACACCUGGAGACAGGGAAGAACAGCUUGCACGUACUUGCGCAGAGCGUUGUCAGAACGGCUGCGUUGUCUAUAUCCGUGGCAGGCGAUGUCUCCAGUGAAUACUUAGGUCAUAAAGCUGUAAUGCUUGCCGAAGCGUUUGUGGACGUCGGCGAGAUUGACAAGGCUGUUAGGUGUCUGUCAUUACCAUUAAUCUCUGGGUCUCCUCAAGUUGCAGCGUUUUUGGCCCGCAUUAAGGGCAUGGAUAGUUCUGUUGGAGUCGGGCAACACAUGCUACCACAGGCGGGUCGUGUGCCAGUAGCUCCUGUACAUGUUGUUACUCGUAAGAGCUGCGAUUAUGGCACUGCUCCAGGAGCUGUUGCCGGCGCCAUGUAUCCCGGUAUGCCGGUACCCUGGCCUCUGCCGACCGCCACCCAACAGAAAGCUUCAAGUACCAGGAGCACUGAAGACGCUAAUAGACGCAUUAUAGCGACUUCCGCUGCUGUACUGCCUCAACAAGAACGUUUGAAACCUGCUGAUCUGGAAUUCGUGACAACUGUGUUGGGUGAUUUGAUUGCUCAUGGUGACACUUCUCGCGCAGCUCAGGAAAACCGCCGACGCAUCGCAGAUCUUAUGGCUUCUCUUGGAAAAGGAGAACAUACUGCAGAAGCGAAUGAGCUUAUCUUGAGCAUGUGUCGUGCAAUCCACUCUGGAGACCAAGUUAAUGCGAACAUAAUUCUUUCCACCAUCAGUACGAAACUAUGGAAUGCGGAAAACAAAAACUGGAUCAUGUGCCUAAAACGCAUAGUGCCAAAGUAG
Messenger RNA from Babesia sp. Xinjiang, 3033 nucleotides. Its product is annotated as Protein transport protein SEC31 -like protein B. Gene Ontology annotation, cellular component: COPII vesicle coat; endoplasmic reticulum exit site. The transcript has a single exon. Lineage: Eukaryota; Apicomplexa; Aconoidasida; Piroplasmida; Babesiidae. Gene Ontology annotation, biological process: endoplasmic reticulum to Golgi vesicle-mediated transport; intracellular protein transport; endoplasmic reticulum organization. The record is from RefSeq and is a predicted model, not a curated record. Gene Ontology annotation, molecular function: protein binding; structural molecule activity. The coding region runs from base 1 to 3033 and encodes 1010 amino acids.